AUUUCGCUUAAAAAAUAUUUCCCGCCGCGUCACGUCAUUUGAAAUUGUUUUGAUUAACCUCAACUGAAGAUAGUUAACAUGUAUUUUAUAAUUUAAAUUUGAGGAGACAGUUGAUAACAUAAGCAGACAAAAUCAUGAGAAGGAGUUUAGCACCUAGUCAAAAGGUUAGAAGAGAUGAUUCUCCAGCUUCUCCAUUGCAGACCUCUGUGGAGUCCAGAGUGCUUAAUGGAUUUAUUUUACCAAUUACUAUAGCUCCUAAGCGUGCAAGAGGUCGUUCCAGUGAUGAUAGGGAAACCAAGAGAAAACCUCUGACUCAAUGUAAAAGCCAACUACUUUUUGUUUCUGACCAUGAAGAGCUUAUUAAAAAACUAUCGAGACCAUUCAAAUGUCCAAUUCCCAAUUAUGAGGGCUGUAAUUCAACUAAGAAUUUGGGUAUCAGGAAGACAAAAGUUAAGAGAGCCUUAUAUGAUCCUAAUAUGCCCAAUGCUUUGGUUCUGUAUACUCCACCAGAGAUGACUGAACAUGAAAAACUGAAGAAUGAAGGACCAUUGCUAGUGCAUGUAGUUGUAGAUCCACUGCUGGGAAACAUACUGAGACCACAUCAAAGAGAAGGUGUAAAAUUCAUGUAUGAUUGCGUAACGGGAGUACAAAUUCCUGGCUCUUAUGGCUGUAUAAUGGCAGAUGAAAUGGGAUUAGGUAAAACAUUGCAAUGUAUAACAUUGUUGUGGACACUGGUUAGACAAGGUCCUGAAGGAAAAUCUACAAUAGAAAAAGCCAUCAUUGUAUGUCCUAGUUCUUUGGUGAAGAAUUGGAAUAAUGAACUCAAUAAGUGGCUGAAAGGUAGACUGCAAGCAAUGAUAAUGGAUGGCGGAGCAGACGGAAAAAAGAAACUGCAGCAAUUCAUGCGAGGACAAGGUCGUACUGCUAUUCCAGUCCUUAUUAUCUCGUAUGAAACAUUCAGGAUGCACGCUGACAUACUCCAUACCAGCGAGAUUGGUCUCGUUUUGUGUGAUGAAGGGCAUCGAUUGAAAAAUUGUGAGAAUCAGACAUAUAGAGCGCUGAUGGGACUUAAAGCAAAGAGAAGGGUAUUGUUGAGUGGAACUCCUAUUCAAAAUGAUCUCUUAGAGUAUUUCAGUCUUAUACAUUUCGUUAACGAAGGUCUGCUGGGCAGUGCUUCCGAAUUCAAGAAAAAGUUCGAGAACUACAUUCUGAGAGGUCAAGACUCCACCGCGACUGAUUUGGAACGUCAACACGCCUCAGAACGUUUAAAAGAGUUGACCGAUAUUGUAAAUAAGUGUCUUAUACGCCGUACCUCGUCACUUCUCACUAAAUACCUACCUGUGAAAUUUGAGAUGAUUAUCGUAUGCCAAUUGACACCUAUUCAACGUCAGAUCUACCUCAACUAUAUCAAUUCUGAAUCUAUCAAGAGAACGGUAUGCAUUCAUUCCAGAAACUAUAGUGCUUUCUUUAAGUAUGAAUUAAUAAGUAUGGUGUAUAAGGUAGUCAUUCUUAGGUGCGUGACAGUGAAGAUUCAACGGGAACCAGCUUUAGCUCACUAUCAAGCAUCACAAACCUAAAGAAACUUUGCAACCAUCCAGAUCUCAUAUUGGACAAAAUUCGUGAAGGUUCGGAAGGUUUUGAAAAAUCUAGAAGUCUCUUGCCUCCAUCUGGCGGAGAUAAGGACGUAAGACCUGAAUUAAGUGGCAAGUUGAUGCUACUCGAUUGCUUUUUGGCCAAUCUGAAGGCGAAUUAUAAUGAUAAAAUUGUACUAGUUUCGAAUUAUACGCAGACAUUGGAUUUGUUUGAAAGGUUGUGCAGAAAAAGAGGUUACAUGUACGUCCGUUUGGAUGGUACAAUGACAAUAAAAAAACGUGCCAAAGUAGUAGAGAACUUCAAUAAUCCAGAAUCCAAUGAGUUCAUUUUUAUGUUAAGUUCAAAAGCGGGUGGUUGCGGAUUGAACUUGAUUGGUGCUAAUAGGCUGAUCAUGUUUGAUCCUGAUUGGAAUCCUGCUAAUGAUGAUCAGGCUAUGGCUAGGGUGUGGAGAGAUGGGCAGCAGAAGCCGUGUUAUAUAUACAGAUUUCUGGCGGCCGGCACUAUUGAAGAAAAAAUCUUCCAACGGCAAGCCCACAAAAAGGCGUUGAGUUCUACGGUGGUUGACAUGAACGAAGAGACAGCUCGUCAUUUCAGCGUGGCUGAAUUGAGAGAUUUGUUCCGAUUAGAAGAAACAGAGUCAGACACGCAUCGUAGAUUAAAGUGUAAAAGGUGUUUGAAUAAGAUCCAGAUCAAAGCACCACCAGAAGAGGCAGAUUGCACAGAUGAUUUGUCACAAUGGCACCAUUGUUGGGAUAAGAAAGGUUUAGCUGAUAUGGUUUUGAAGCAAAUAUGGGAUAUGUCAAAAUACAUAUCUUUCGUGUUCCAUCAAAGAUCUGCUAAGCAGGAAUCUAAGCCUCAAAAGUGUUUUGAGGAGGAGGAGGCAGAAGUGCCAGAGAAACAAGAAGACUCUGAUUAUGAAGACAAAGAUGAUGAUUCGGAUUAUUCCGGUUGAAUUGAAGCUUUAAAUUGUGAUUGUUGUUUUUCAAUAAAUUAUCUUGUGUUGAUUUUGUUAGUUUAAUAAUACAGAAUCUUAACUUGUUGGUAAUAUAAUGAUUUUAAACCUGA
Messenger RNA from Acanthoscelides obtectus, 2658 nucleotides. The record is from the annotation of a GenBank genome assembly. NCBI's taxonomy places the organism in Eukaryota, Metazoa, Arthropoda, Insecta, Coleoptera, Chrysomelidae.